AUGUCGCUACCGGUCAUCUUGGGCCAUCACAAGGACACCAUAUUAACGGACGACAGGCGCGUUCAGGAAUGGAGAAGGGCACUCGCACAGUCGGUUGUUGUGCAGAUUUGCUCGCCGCGGCCAGAUGCAGAUGCAGUCAGAGUACAUACCACUGCAGCACAGUACAGCUUAUCUACAAGAGCGGAGUCGCAGCGGGCAGUCGGGACCAGCUUCGAAACAUUGGAAGCUCAGGCAAGGGAGAACGGCGAGGGUCUGGUGGGGAUGAUGUCUCGGCCGGAACAGCGCCAGAUCCACGGCGCGGCAAUGCCACGCAUAUGUACAGUAUGUAUGUUCUCGGACAUGGGAGUUCUGCUGGUACGUACAGCGUGGACGGAUGCAGAGCCGCAGCGAUACUGUAUACAUACCGAGAGACGGUACGGUAUUCUACUGAAGCUUCCGCGCGUGAUCUUCUUGGUUUCGAGGCAAUUGUCAUCGCGCCAUGGCAUGGCCCAGCACGCAAACAUACCGCGCCAUCGCGACAGAGCGGACGAGCGCAUUGCCUUGUAUUGUAAGGCGUCAAGAAGUAGAGGCAGCGGAGAAGGCUUAUCGCGAUGGAUAGCAGAAGCAAACUACUGUCUGUAUCAUGCUCCAUCACCUCCCAGGCCUCCGUGA
Molecule: messenger RNA, 651 nt
Organism: Pseudocercospora fijiensis CIRAD86
Lineage: Eukaryota; Fungi; Ascomycota; Dothideomycetes; Mycosphaerellales; Mycosphaerellaceae
Exons: 8
Coding region: 1-651 (216 amino acids)
Source: RefSeq, a predicted model, not a curated record